Rasamsonia emersonii CBS 393.64 is the source of this 714-nucleotide messenger RNA. RefSeq lists its product as uncharacterized. The record is from RefSeq and is a predicted model, not a curated record. NCBI's taxonomy places the organism in Eukaryota, Fungi, Ascomycota, Eurotiomycetes, Eurotiales, Trichocomaceae. The transcript has 2 exons. Bases 1 to 714 code for a protein of 237 amino acids.
AUGCGUGCUGUCGUGCUCACCCUCAGCGCCUUCGCGGCCCUCGUCGCUGCGGCGGACAACCCGUUCCAGAUCCCCAAUGGCGGCUACACCUUCACCGCUGGCCAGCCCACCACUCUGCACUGGGACCCGACCACCAAGGGCACUGUCUCGCUGCAGCUGCAGUGGGGAUCUGUGACCACCCCUGAUCAGGGAAUCACCAUCGCGAGCCACAUUGACAACACGGGCACCUACACCUGGAAUGUCCCGGCCGAUCUCGCUGCGCAGCCCGACUUCACCAUCCGGAUCACCGAUGACUCUGACCCCAGCGACGUGAACUUCUUGCCGCGCUUCGUCAUCGCGGGCGCCUCGGGCACUGCCAGCGUUACUUCGGCCACUUCCACCGGCACGUCGGCCUCUGCUUCUUCGACUGGUAGCAGCGCUGCGUCGUCGACUACUCUGAUCACGACGACCACUCCUGCCUCAUCGUCUUCUUCUGCUGCCGCGUCCUCGACGACCAAGUCCAGCUCGGCUUCUGCCUCGGCCUCGUCUUCGUCGGCUUCUGCUUCGGCUACUUCCAGCAGCAGCAGCAGCAGCAGCACCUCGAGCGCUUCGUCCACUGCCACCGCGACCUCGACCGGCAAGCCCACGAGUGUGCCAAACGUUGGCGGCGCCGCUGCUCUGAAGGUGCCCGGUGCUCUGAUGGGUCUGGUCAUGGGUGCGAUGGCGAUGCUGUAA